This is a messenger RNA of Manduca sexta (tobacco hornworm), 1288 nucleotides long. RefSeq names its product ras-like GTP-binding protein Rho1 (gene Rho1). Gene Ontology annotation, biological process: cell migration; small GTPase-mediated signal transduction. The transcript is spliced from 2 exons. NCBI's taxonomy places the organism in Eukaryota, Metazoa, Arthropoda, Insecta, Lepidoptera, Sphingidae. Gene Ontology annotation, molecular function: GTPase activity; GTP binding. The record is from RefSeq and is a predicted model, not a curated record. Bases 213 to 827 code for a protein of 204 amino acids.
ACUUCUAUUAAGAUAAAAUAAAUAUGUUUAUAUAACUUUUUAAACAGAUACAUUUUCAAGCAUAGCAACAUUUGUGACUUAUGAACGAAAGUGCUUGUGAUGAGCAAAGACGAUUAAAAAAGUGUCGAUAAGCCAAUAUUCUGCAGAAAUUAGCCAGAAUCUUCAGGUAUCUACAAAAUAUAAUAAAUAACACCCUCGCAUGUGAGGGUACUAUGUGGUGGUGCUCUUCUUCCGCUAGUUCAGGACCAAUGGCUGCGAUACGCAAAAAGUUAGUGAUCGUCGGUGACGGUGCGUGUGGUAAAACAUGUCUGCUAAUCGUGUUCAGCAAGGAUCAGUUCCCGGAAGUGUACGUGCCGACAGUGUUUGAGAACUACGUCGCCGACAUCGAGGUGGAUGGCAAACAGGUGGAGCUGGCCCUGUGGGACACGGCCGGCCAGGAGGACUACGACCGGCUGCGGCCACUGUCGUACCCCGACACUGACGUGAUCCUGAUGUGCUUCUCGGUGGACUCGCCCGACUCGCUCGAGAACAUCCCGGAGAAGUGGACGCCCGAGGUAAAGCACUUCUGCCCUAACGUGCCCAUCAUCCUGGUGGGUAACAAAAAGGAUCUGCGCAACGACCCGGCCACCAUCAACGAGCUACGCAAGAUGAAACAGGAGCCGGUGAAGCCGCAGGAAGGCCGCGCCAUGGCCGAGAAGAUAAACGCGUUCGCGUACCUAGAGUGCUCGGCCAAGAGCAAGGAGGGCGUGCGCGAGGUAUUCGAGACGGCGACCCGCGCCGCGCUCCAGGUCAAGAAGAAGAAGAAGACUAGGUGUUCUCUGCUGUAAGUGUGCCGUUGUCGUGCUCGGGAGAACUCUGAUUUAUGAAUCGUUCGCAUACAGUCUGACACUUAAGUUGAAACGACUCGGACUCUGCAGUCGCGACGUCGGCCACACAGUGCUUCCUUCCGAUACUGACAGCUGACGCGAUGUCGCGGCGCGCGUUGCACGCACACUCAUUCAGUAUUCGUGUGGCUACAUUUUCACUAUUGGUACUUGUACAUUUUAUAGAAUAUCUAUAAAGAAUAAGCAUAAAUGCCUUAUCACAUGUGGUCGGGGGUGAUCGCGCACCACCCGCGCGCCUCCCGAGGGCCAUUGGAAUUUUUUGUGCUAUAAACAUGUUAUAUAAUCCAUUAGCAUUUCUUGAAUAUUAUAAAUUUAUUCCUCAUUGGGUGUAGUCUCACCGAGACUUGAUUGUUUAGUUUGGUAUUUUGUAUUUUAAUUUUUUCAAUAAAAUAGUGAUGUUUAAA